AUGGCACGCCAGCUUCUGAUACUUUCUUCCCUCCAGCAAUUUAGAAAAUUGAGCAUUAUUCUUAGUGGCAGUUGUACACAGCUAGCGAGUUCUGGUGACCCCACCAACGCUAUAACGAUUGGGAAAGCACAUUUUGUAAACAGGUUGCAGGGACAUAGCAGUCGGACUGGUGCACCUACAACUGCAAGAGGUCCAAUUUUAGGAGCCCAAAAGAGAACGAGGUACGGAGGAGUAGGAAAAUCCGUAAGAAAAUUGGCUCCGUUGAUCCGGAUGGCAUAUGUUUCGGUCUUUCCUUUCCAUCGGACCAAAUACUCCACAUUCCUUCCUCGUCCACGAACAUCAAGGAUAGUUUCGGAAUUUUUAAAGUGCCUUCACUCGGUGCCGCAAAAAUCUAACAGUUGA
Molecule: messenger RNA, 402 nt
Organism: Dovyalis caffra
Lineage: Eukaryota; Viridiplantae; Streptophyta; Magnoliopsida; Malpighiales; Salicaceae
Source: the annotation of a GenBank genome assembly